This is a messenger RNA of Meleagris gallopavo (turkey), 6119 nucleotides long. It is a transcript of the gene ABL2, whose product is annotated as ABL proto-oncogene 2, non-receptor tyrosine kinase. NCBI's taxonomy places the organism in Eukaryota, Metazoa, Chordata, Aves, Galliformes, Phasianidae. Gene Ontology annotation, biological process: protein phosphorylation. The record is from RefSeq and is a predicted model, not a curated record. Gene Ontology annotation, molecular function: non-membrane spanning protein tyrosine kinase activity; protein binding; ATP binding.
CGCAUGGCGCAGCCUGAAACUGACAAGCUGUCUGCCCCAAGUAGGAACUGCGGGCUUUGUGUUACCCCAGUUAUUUGGCAGCUGUUGGGAGCGGCGCUGCUGAAUGGAGCCCCUUGUCUGCUCAGCAGAGCCAAUUACAAGUGUCUGGGUUUAGCCAAGGGGAAGUGGAAUAGCAGCCAGUAACUAAGUUUAGUUUGAUGGACACGUUUCUCUGACUUCACCCGUGCUUAUUCACAUUGCCCCACACAGCAGCAGGUUGGGGCUGAGGAGGAGCAGGACAGCUCAGACUCCCUCAGCCAGGGCUGAGCUCCACCGAAGGGCUCUCCCUGGUGCUGCCGUUUUGAGCACUUAUUCCUGCUCAGGACAGGCUUCUCUUGGAUAAGAGGAAGCACUGGCUUAUUUUCUGAGGCGUAUGUAUUUCGUGGAAGCAAGAUCAUAAGUAUUGAGUUAAAUACGUGGUAAAUAUUUUAAAAAGGGAAACUCUUCUUUGUUCAAGGGAAGAAAACGGCUGUGGACAAUUGCUUGAGCAGCAUCUCAGUCAGUGGCUGACAAUUGAGGCUGACAGUUCUGAGAUUUAUUUUUAGCUCGAGAACUUUGUCUAAACCAGAAGCACUGUGUAGCUUUGGCAGUUGCUGCAUAUUCACUGUGGGUGGAUGGAACUGAGCAGUCGCAUCUGUGCUAACAAGCAUUCCGGGAUUGUAUUAAAGAAUUAAACUCAUGUAUUGGAAACUGAAGCUCUAUCAGCUCACCUGGGGAGCUCCACCCUCCGAACAUCUUCCAGAAGAGGCCCUGCACCGCCCCUAUGGUUGCGACGUUGAACCCCAGGCACUGAACGAAGCCAUUAGGUGGAGCUCCAAGGAGAACCUGCUGGGAGCCACCGAGAGCGAUCCCAACCUCUUUGUUGCACUUUACGACUUUGUAGCAAGCGGUGACAACACACUCAGUAUCACCAAAGGUGAGAAGUUGCGAGUCCUGGGUUACAACCAGAAUGGUGAAUGGAGUGAGGUACGCUCGAAGAAUGGGCAGGGCUGGGUACCGAGCAACUACAUCACACCAGUGAACAGCCUGGAGAAGCACUCGUGGUAUCACGGGCCAGUGUCACGCAGCGCAGCAGAGUAUCUGUUGAGCAGCCUCAUCAAUGGCAGCUUCCUGGUUCGUGAGAGCGAGAGCAGCCCAGGGCAGCUGUCCAUCUCGCUCAGGUACGAGGGACGUGUUUACCACUACAGGAUCAACACCACCUCAGAUGGAAAGGUGUACGUGACAGCAGAAAGCCGUUUCAGCACGCUAGCAGAACUAGUGCACCAUCACUCCACAGUAGCAGAUGGACUGGUGACGACUCUGCAUUACCCAGCACCCAAGUGCAAUAAGCCCACUGUGUAUGGAGUGUCCCCCAUCCACGACAAGUGGGAGAUGGAGCGGACUGACAUCACCAUGAAGCACAAACUCGGGGGAGGGCAGUACGGCGAGGUGUAUGUUGGUGUCUGGAAGAAAUACAACCUCACCGUUGCUGUGAAAACAUUAAAGGAAGAUACCAUGGAAGUGGAAGAGUUCUUGAAAGAAGCUGCUGUGAUGAAGGAAAUCAAGCACCCAAAUCUAGUGCAGUUAUUAGGUGUGUGUACCCUGGAGCCCCCCUUUUACAUCGUGACAGAGUACAUGCCAUAUGGGAACUUGCUUGACUAUUUACGGGAGUGCAACCGGGAGGAAGUGAGUGCUGUUGUGCUGCUCUAUAUGGCCACUCAGAUAUCCUCUGCUAUGGAGUACCUGGAGAAGAAGAACUUCAUUCACAGGGACCUGGCAGCACGGAACUGCUUAGUUGGAGAAAACCACGUGGUGAAGGUGGCUGACUUUGGCUUAAGUAGGCUGAUGACUGGAGAUACCUACACGGCUCAUGCUGGAGCCAAGUUCCCAAUCAAGUGGACUGCUCCUGAGAGCCUGGCCUAUAACACCUUUUCCAUCAAAUCAGAUGUGUGGGCCUUUGGUGUGCUGUUAUGGGAAAUUGCUACCUAUGGGAUGUCACCAUACCCAGGCAUUGAUCUCUCUCAGGUGUAUGAUCUGCUGGAAAAGGGCUACCGGAUGGAACAACCGGAGGGAUGCCCUCCAAAGGUUUAUGAACUGAUGAGGGCCUGUUGGAAGUGGAACCCACCAGACCGACCUUCCUUUGCUGAGACCCACCAGGCUUUUGAAACCAUGUUCCACGACUCGAGCAUCUCGGAGGAGGUAGCAGAGGAGCUUGGAAGAACAGCCUCCUCUUCAUCCAUUGUUCCUUACCUGCCCCGGCUGCCCAUGCUUCCCUCCAAGACAAGAACACUGAAGAAACAGGCAGAGAACAAGGAGAACAUUGAAGGAACACAGGAUACCCUGGAGCAUUCGGCAUCCAGCUCUGCACCAGGUUUAAUCAGAAGCACACAGCCAACAACUGGGUCUCCUGCACUGCCUCACAAGCAGAGGGACAAGUCACCCAGCAGCCUGCUGGAGGAUGCCAAAGAGACCACUUUCACCAGGGACAGAAAAGGUGGCUUCUUCAGCUCCUUCAUGAAGAAGAGGAAUGCUCCCACACCUCCCAAGCGCAGUAGCUCCUUCCGUGAGAUGGAGAAUCAGCCCCACAAGAAAUACGAGUUAACGGGUAACUUCUCAUCUGUUGCUUCCUUGCAGCACGUGGAUGGGUUCGCUUUUGCUCCCACACAGCAGGACACAAACCUGGCACCACCCAAGUGCUACGGUGGGGGCUUUGUGCAGAGGACCUUCUACAAUGACGAUGGCACUGGUACCAGCAGCGGUGGGGGUGUGAGCACUGGUGGUGGGUGGUCUGGCAUCACAGGUUUCUUUACACCACGCUUGAUUAAAAAGACACUGGGACUACGACCAGGAAAGCCCACUGGCAAUGAGGAAGCAUCAAAGCCUUUUCCAAGGUCGAACUCUACAUCUUCCAUGUCCUCAGGGCUUCCAGAGCAGGAUAGAAUGGCAAUGACCCUUCCCAGGAAUUCCCAGAGGUCAAAAAUCCAGCUGGAACGGACAGUGUCCACCUCCUCUCAGCCUGAUGAGAGCACAGGGAGGGCAAAUGACCUGCUGCCCAAAAGGUUUGAAGAAGGUUCUGCUUUGACCAGAGAAAGACCAAAAGCUAAACUCUUGCCAAGGGGUGCCGCAGCUCUCCCUUUCCGAACCCCCUCCAGUUCAGAGGAAAAGGAGAUUCCAGGGCUAGCAGCAACUCCUAAAAGCAAAGAAAAGAACAGUGGCCCUCGGCAAGGGGCCCUCGAGGAUGGCGAGAGACCAGGGUGGUCCUCUCCAGUAAAGGCUGCAGCAAUACUUCCAACCACUCAUAACCACAAAGUGCCAGUCCUAAUCUCACCCACUCUAAAACACACUCCAGCAGAUGUGCAGCUCAUUGGCACAGACUCUCAGGGUAAUAAAUUUAAGCUCUUAUCUGAGCAUCAGGUCACUUCUUCCGGCGACAGGGACCGGCCCAGACGGGUAAAACCAAAGUGUGCUCCACCUCCACCACCAGUGAUGAGGCUCCUACAGCAGCCAGCUGCCUGCUCGGAUGCAGCAGAAGAACUCAGCAAUGCGUCGGGAGCGCAGCACGGGCUGGAGUCAAGCGAAGGGAGUAAGAAGGCGGCAGCAGCACCUGUCAGUGGGAAAUCUGGGAGGCCCAUGAUGCCUCCACCACAAGUGCCUCUGUCAUCGUCUUCCACCUCCCCAGUGAAAAUGGCCAAUGGCACAGCUGGCGCAAAGAUAGCGUUAAGAAAGACCAAACAGGCAACUGAGAAAAUCCCAGCAGAUAAAAUCAGCAAGGAGGCAUUGCUGGAGUGUGCUGAUCUUCUCUCGAGUGCCAUCGCUGAGCCAACACCAAACAGCCAGCUGGUGGACACAGGGCAUCAGCUGUUGGAUUACUGCUCAGGCUACGUGGACUGCAUUCCGCAUACACGCAACAAAUUUGCCUUCCGGGAAGCCGUGAGCAAACUGGAACUCAGCCUGCAGGAACUGCAGGUGUCCUCAACAGCUGCUAGCAUCCCUGGGGCAAACCCCGUCCUUAAUAACUUAUUGUCGUGCGUCCAAGAAAUCAGCGAUGUGGUGCAAAGGUAGCUACUGUCAAUCUGGGUAAGAGAAAUACAUGUGGGGUGGGGGGGACUUUUUUCUGUACUGAUGCUUUCAACAGGAAAGACUGAUACUUGAGUAUGUGAAGUACCUCAGAUCACUGAGUUCUCACGUUUACAAGUUCAUCUCAGAAAAUGGGGAUGGAGAGGGUAGAUUCGAGCUGUAAGGGGCAGAACAUCAAGUAGUUGUCCCUACCUUGCCAGCCUGGUCUGCUCGGUAUGGCAAGGCAAGGAAGAUCCUUGCUCCUCCCUUUGACAGGCAGGAGAAUCGAUGGCAGGUUCUCGCUCUGGGAAGGACGGUCUGGCAGCCGGAAUACUGGAGUGGCUGCCGGCCCCUUGGCUGUACGGACGCACCCCAUCAGCUCUAACAUACGCUUUUGGGCUCCUGACAAGGCGAGGAAGGGCCCUGGGGCUCUGCUGGUACCAGCUGCUGAGCAGUCCUGGCUGGGCAGCUCUGAAGGAGCAGGCUGUGUGCAGCUGGGGGCAGGUCUAAUGCACUGACAGUAUUCAGAGCUGCUGGAGGUGGAUGCACUAGCCUCAGUGGCUUACUUCCACAGUGCUGUUGCUGCUGUAAUGAGAACUGCAAAAUUAGUUAAUAUAUGAAAUUAUCCCUUUUCCCUCCUGUCCACCUCAUCUCCCACAUGUUCUCGUCUUCAUUGUAGCUGAGGCAUCAGGAAUGCUGGGCAGACUUACCACUGGAAUUACCCCCAUCCCACCACACUGCCUUCACUCAGUCGAUUCCUAUUUCUAGUGGUCUAGCAUGAGUGCUGCUUGAUGGUCAUUGGUUGUGAGUAGUUUGGGACUCUUGCACAACUUGCCAGUGUUAAUAGGAUGGGGUGGGGUGUUGUUUUGUUUGUUUGUUUUUUUUAAAGCUCUAGAUUGUUUUUAACUCGUUACCAGGUUGACUCCCCAGUUCAGAUUCAGCACCUUGAGGCCCGUGGGAGGCAAGGCAGAACCUCUGCCACCAGCAGCCCCUGGCUGCAAUCUGCUUACCUUCAGCAGGCAGUGCUGGAGCCAGGAGAACAGCCUGGCCUGCCUGCAGGUCUCCCCGCACCGCUCCCUCCUCCUGACACAGCACAACCACAUCACAGCGCUUUCUGGGAUUUGUUGCUCUUGCUUACCAAUCUUGCAGCUUCCACUGCCCGGGGGCGUGAAGGUGACUAGGUAUGUCAACACAUGAGUCACAGCCAUCUUUUUUUAGUUUAUGUAUUUUGACAACUGGACCAGAAUCUCCUGCUGCGUAAAACUGCGUUCUGCCUGAAACGUGACAGAAGCGUUAGGGCCUUGCUUGGAGAGCUCCCACUGGAAUGUGGUCUCUGCUGGUCUACUGACAAUCCCAGAAGGCAGGCAGUCAUGUGGCUGAUCUCCUUCCGUCCUGGUGCUGUUGGUUGACUGUUGUGGCCUCAGAAAGCUGGUGUUCUGUGCAUGUGCACAGCUCCCUGAGAGUUAAAGGACUGGCAAGUACAGAGACCUCAACUACUUGUUGGUUAGAGAGAAGAAGCAAACAGGCCUGAUACCUGCAUCCAAAUACCCGUUACCCUGCAUGCUGCUGCUCACUUCACACUGUUUGUGAUGACAGAGGAUCUGGCUUGCUUUGCACCUUAAAUCUUUUAUUUUUAUUUUAUUUUUUUUGCUAAAGUGCUUUUUUUAACUUGUUUUUAAAGCGUGACUGUGCUGCUUUUAGGUUGAGCAUUUAGAGUUGAGCUGGAGCACAGGUGUGAAUUCAGAUGGUUGGCACUCAGGCAUUCCUUGUCUGCCUACAAGCAUUGCUCUGUUGGUGCUCAGAAGCAGGCUGGACCUCUUGGCACAAGCCACUGUUGUUUCCAUGGAACACGGUGAGAUGUGGCCUGAACCAUUCUUAGUAAUGUGCCCGUGUCUGAGAAUCCUCAUAUUAUUUACUAGUCUGUGGUAGAUAAAGUUGUGUGUCACGCUGCAUGAAUGUGCACCAGUGGAGCAGUAUGCGAGGUGAAAUGGACCACGUGUGCUUCACUGUCAAAGUGGGUGAAAUAAUAAUAAUAAAAAAAAAAA